AUGGCUGCCAGUUAUCCGCAGUUCGUUCUGCUGGGAGAUUCACUCUUCGAACAUGCUAUACCAAUAACCCAGGGCUUCUCGCUCCAGGCAAAACUUGGUGGUUUGUGCGCCAGAAGAAUCGAUGUCAUAAAUAGAGGAUUUUCUGGUUGGUCGUCCAGACAUCUUGUGCAGAACCUGGACCAAAUCUUUCCAGCACCUGUUAUCGGUGCACCCAAAAUAAAAUACCUGGCCAUCCUUAUCGGUGCCAACGAUGCUGUGUUACCAUGGUCUCCCACCAAACAGCAUGUUCCAUUGGAAGAGUACAAGGAGAACCUGGGCAAGAUCAUCAAUCACCCCAGCAUCAAGGCCCAGCAGCCAAAGAUUUUCCUGAUCACCCCCCCUCCCAUUGACCAAAUCAAGCACCAUCGGCUAGACACCGAGGCUGGUCUCAAGUCGGCCUUGAGGGAGUCUGCUAUCAGUGCCUCAUACUCUGAGAAGGCCCGCGAGGUAGCUCGGGAGAACCCGAAUGUCGAACUGGUUGACCUAUGGCAAGCUAUUAUGGACAGAGCUAUUUCGCAGGCACCAAACGAUUACCAGCCCGGUGGUCCCUUACUUGGCACGUUAGAGAAUGGGAAGCCGGGUGGGUUGGAUACCCUUCUCCCAGAUGGGCUUCACCUGGGCGGCGAGGCUUAUGAAAUUCUCUAUGAUUUGCUGCGGCCAUACAUUGAGGCGGAUUUGGAAGAGAAGCCCGUUUUUCCCCUCUGGCGGGAACUGACCGGUUCUGAGAUCUGA
Messenger RNA from Clonostachys rhizophaga, 771 nucleotides. Lineage: Eukaryota; Fungi; Ascomycota; Sordariomycetes; Hypocreales; Bionectriaceae. The record is from the annotation of a GenBank genome assembly.